Molecule: messenger RNA, 9631 nt
Organism: Cercocebus atys (sooty mangabey)
Lineage: Eukaryota; Metazoa; Chordata; Mammalia; Primates; Cercopithecidae
Gene: UACA
Product: uveal autoantigen with coiled-coil domains and ankyrin repeats
Exons: 19
Coding region: 2920-7131 (1403 amino acids)
Molecular function (GO): actin binding
Source: RefSeq, a predicted model, not a curated record
GCUGAAGUUUUUCUUUUAACAGUAACACUGACCAGGAGCUGGAGCACUUGUGACUAUCGCCAGUGCCUACCAUUUUUGGGCAUAAACAUCUACCAUGCAUGGUGCUGAGAUCAUUCAUAUCUAUUAGCUAUUUGAUUUUACACAUAUAGGUUCUCUAUUGUUAUCCUUGCUUCGUAGUUAAGGGCACUGAUGCCUAGAAAGUGUAAAUAAAUUAUCCCACUGGUAUACAGCAGGUAGGUAGCAGAGCUGGACUCUGAACCCAGGUUUGCCUGACUUUUGAGUCAGGCAAAAUUCUGAAGAAUGUGUGUUUUAACUAAAAUGCUUUUUGAGGAGUUCAGUGGGAUUUGUAGACUGGUAAAGAAAGACUUGCAGUGUGGGAUGUGCAGGAGUAAGUGUGAAGAAGGAUCUUUUCUUGACCAUGAGCAGUAGGAUCUGUUUGCUCAGUUGCAAUCAGCUGAACCACUCAUGGGCUAACUGCCCUCACCUCAGGUCAAUAGAUAUUUGUUAUCUGAAUGUGGAUAGUUUACUGGGAAACAAUGUUGCUGGUAAAUGUGUGUUACAGAUCUAGCCUAUUUAACAAUUUAGUCCAAGAGGAAAGAGGAUUCAUGAAGCAGAUGUGGAUUCUGGUCCUUAAGAUGGGUGAGAAUCUAGUGACUGGCUACCAAAUUACUUAUUGAAAAAUUAGUUUUACAGUUUCAAACCAGACACAGAAGAAACCUUAGAUAUAGUCAAAUUAGAGGGGAGCUGAGGAGACAGACAGUACACUAAUAAACAGAUAGACAUCUGAUAUAAUGGCAGAUACUGAUGAGCUCCCUGCAGAAAAGUAAAACAGGGCACAAGGAUAAAGAGUGGUGGGGUAGAGUGGGACCGGGGGCCGUUUAGAUGCAGAGGUCUGAGAAGCCCUCUCUAAGGAAGUAACAUUGGAGAAGAACCUGAAAGUAGGGGAGGGAAGAACCUUAUAGGUACAGGGGACAGCAAAGGUGGGAAUUUGCCUAGGGCUCUUGGGAAAUAGCUAUGAAGGAAGGUGUGAGAGCAGGCACAGAAGAUUAUGCCACAAAGGCUAGGGAGGUGGCAGACAGCUCAGGACGUCCAUAAUACUAGGACACACAAUUCUAUCUCCUGAGUGUGGGCAGCUCCUUAUAUGGCUUUAGUUAUUUGUUCCUGUUUUCCAUCUUCCUUUGCCUUUGCUGUCCUAUUUCUAGAAAGAAUGUGCUUGCUUUGUUACCCAAAGGACAGGGUCUGAGUUCUAUCACAGAUUUCCUCAGAAGAACGUGACACAGACUGGGCGGAGUCUCUGGGUUUAGCCAAAUGAAUCCAUUGUGAUAUCUUGUGGUUUGGGGGAAAAAAAUAAUCAUUGUUUCAAAAAUAAGAUAUGGUAUAUGACCCUUAUAUAUUUUAUAAUUAGAAUAUGGGCCUAAUGUUUUAAAUUUAGUAGGAAACGAAUUUCUUGUGGAAGUACAUAGCAGAAUUUUUAACUGGCAGCAUGAUCUAUAAUAUAGCAGCUACCUCCUUCCUGUAAACACUUGUGUUGGAAUGUUUUGCAUUCCCAUGAAACAAUUUUCCCAAAUGUGUCUUUUUAGAGGAAGUGUAAAUUAUUCUCAUGCUAUUGUGGUAAUGAGAACAUGGUUUAAAAAAAACCAAAAAACAAAAAACACCACCACUAACAACCACAAAAAAACCACCCUGAACUUGCACUGGCCUUGGUAAUGUAAGAAAUGUUGAUACAAGUAUGCUAUCAUGGAGAAUGCAGGGAAGUUACCUGGUUUGUCCCCAAAUGGAGAUUUUUUUUAAUAGUCUAGCUCGUUGUCUAAUGUGUAUUUGCCUCCUUUAGUGUUUAACCAGUUUUUUUUUUUUUUUAAAUCCAGUGAAUCCAGGUAAUUUGACUUUCCACUGAUAAAAUAUUUACUUGUCAUAUUAGGCAGGGUGCUAAACUUGGAAAUUAAAAGUACUGAGUUAAAUUUAAAAUUUGUUGAAAAGUAUUCAUCAUGAUGUAUUCUAUUUAAUGUUUUGGCAGUGCCUCUGGCUCUUCUCAUUUAACAUGCUGGGAGACAGACUGGCAGCAGUUGUAAGUUGAAACCUGGUUGUAUGCAGAAUGAGACUGAUAGGGGUACAAAAUAAAAUGGAGAAAAUUUGAAAGUGUUACUGUGUGUUUCCUUAAAUUAAAAUGUGACACGUUUGCUUAAAAUAGAGUUUGUCAGGGCUAUUAUAACUUCAUGUUAGAUGAUCCUAAGACUGAAACUGGUUUUAAAUAUUGUUCUGAGGAAUAACCAAAUUUGUCUCUUAAAAUGUUGUCAUUAUGUCACACAAUUUGUUUUUAUAUAAUAAGCAUGUUUUACAAUAUGUUUGAGUCAUUUUCCCCAGUAGACCUGAAAUUUAUUACUCAGAGGAAAAGCAUGCAUUUACAAUAUAUUCUUAGCUGCUCCUUUCUAUCAUUCAGCUGUCAAGUCCUAUGGAAUCUAAAAUAGAACUCAACCAAUGGGAGACAGGCUCCACACUGUUUACUGGACAAUUCGGAUGUGGACAGUUUUAUCAUGCACUGCAGCGUCUGUGUUGCAGUGUUGAGGCAGCAGGAUGCAGAGCGCUGUUCAAGUUUUCCAGUGGGGUCCCUCAAAGGGACAACUUUGAAAGAUAGCUAGCUUCUAAAAAAUAAGAAAUAGACAGUUACUGUACCUGACUUGGGGCUGCUCUUAAUCAAGUGCUGCAUUGCAAGGAAGAUAAUAUUCAAGCGUUAUGAAGGCGGAGAAGGAUCCUGAAGACGAAGAAAAUAUCGUUAGAGAUCCAAGCUAAGUGUAGCACAGUAUGUGAGGGACUGAGUCACUUGUCAGGAGUUUGUCUGAGGGUUUGCUUUGUGAGCUUACAGAGAUUUGUAACUUAAUGCAAAGUAGUUUGCCAUUAGCAACAAGAAACUAAAUCCUGUCUAUGAUGAACUGUUGGUUUUCUUGUGCUCCUAAGAACAGACAUGCAGCAGAUUGGAAUAAAUAUGAUGACCGAUUGAUGAAAGCAGCCGAAAGGGGGGAUGUAGAAAAAGUGUCCUCAAUCCUUGCUAAAAAGGGGGUCAAUCCAGGCAAACUAGAUGUGGAAGGCAGAUCUGCCUUCCAUGUUGUGGCCUCAAAGGGGAAUCUUGAGUGUUUAAAUGCCAUCCUUAUACAUGGAGUUGAUAUUACAACCAGCGACACUGCAGGGAGAAAUGCUCUUCACCUGGCUGCUAAGUAUGGACAUGCAUUGUGCCUACAAAAACUUCUACAGUACAAUUGUCCCACUGAGCAUGCAGACCUGCAGGGAAGAACUGCACUUCACGAUGCAGCAAUGGCAGAUUGUCCUUCUAGCAUACAGCUGCUUUGUGACCAUGGGGCCUCUGUGAAUGCCAAAGAUGUAGACGGGCGGACACCACUUGUUCUGGCUACUCAGAUGAGUAGGCCAACAAUAUGUCAACUGCUGAUAGAUAGAGGAGCGGAUGUUAAUUCCAGAGACAAACAAAACAGAACUGCCCUCAUGCUAGGUUGCGAAUAUGGUUGCAGAGAUGCAGUAGAAGUCUUAAUUAAAAAUGGUGCUGAUAUAAGCUUGCUGGAUGCGCUUGGCCAUGAUAGUUCUUACUAUGCAAGAAUUGGUGACAAUCUGGACAUUCUAACCUUGUUGAAGACUGCAUCGGAAAAUACCAACAAAGGGAGAGAACUUUGGAAGAAAGGACCGUCUUUGCAACAGCGAAAUUUGACACACAUGCAAGAUGAAGUAAAUGUGAAGUCACAUCAGAGGGAGCAUCAAAAUAUUCAGGAUUUGGAGAUUGAAAAUGAAGAUUUGAAAGAGAGGUUGAGAAAAAUUCAGCAAGAACAACGAAUACUUUUGGAUAAAGUCAACGGUUUACAGUUACAGCUGAAUGAGGAAGUUAUGGUUGCUGAUGAUCUGGAAAGCGAGAGAGAAAAGCUGAAGUCCCUUUUGGCAGCCAAAGAAAAGCAACAUGAAGAAAGCUUAAGGACUAUUGAGGCUCUGAAAAAUAGGUUUAAAUAUUUUGAGAGUGAUCAUUUAGGAUCAGGAAGUCAUUUCAGUAACCGAAAAGAAGAUAUGCUUCUUAAACAAGGUCAGAUGUAUAUGGCAGACUCACAGUGUACUUCCCCAGGUAUACCAGCCCAUAUGCAAAGCAGAUCUAUGUUAAGACCUCUGGAGCUAUCUUUACCCAGUCAAACAUCAUACUCCGAAAAUGAAAUUUUAAAGAAAGAGUUAGAAGCAAUGCGAACUUUCUGCGAGUCAGCAAAACAAGACCGAGUGAAGCUCCAAAAUGAACUGGCACACAAAGUGGCAGAAUGCAAAGCUUUAGCAUUAGAAUGUGAAAGGGUCAAGGAGGAUUCAGAUGAACAGAUAAAGCAAUUAGAAGAUGCAUUAAAAGAUGUGCAGAAGAGGAUGUAUGAGUCAGAAGGUAAAGUUAAACAAAUGCAGACCCAUUUUCUUGCCCUUAAAGAACACUUAACAAGUGAAGCAGCCUCAGGGAAUCACAGACUAACCGAGGAACUGAAGGAUCAGUUGAAAGACAUGAAAGCAAAAUAUGAAGGUGCUUCAGCAGAAGUGGGGAAAUUAAGAAACCAAAUCAAACAAAAUGAGAUGAUAGUGGAAGAGUUUAAGAGGGAUGAAGGCAAGCUGAUAGAAGAAAAUAAGCGAUUACAGAAGGAACUUAGUAUGUGUGAAAUGGAGCGAGAGAAGAAAGGAAGAAAGGUCAAAGAGAUGGAAGGCCAGGCAAAAGAAUUGUUAGCAAAGUUGGCCCUUUCCAUUCCAGCUGAAAAAUUUGAAAACAUGAAGAGCUCAUUAUCAAAUGAAGUGAAUGAGAAAGCAAAAAAAUUAGUAGAAAUGGAAAGAGAACAUGAAAAAUCCCUUAGUGAAAUUAGACAGUUAAAGAGAGAACUUGAGAAUGUUAAGGCCAAGCUUGCUCAGCACAUCAAACUAGAGGAACAUGAACAGGUUAAGAGCAGAUUAGAACAGAAAUCAGGAGAACUUGGGAAGAAGAUCACUGAGUUAACAUUGAAAAAUCAGAUACUACAAAAGGAAAUUGAAAAAGUUUAUCUGGAUAAUAAGCUCCUCAAGGAGCAAGCACAUAACUUAACAAUUGAAAUGAAAAAUCAUUAUGUUCCUUUAAAAGUAAGUGAAGACAUGAAAAAGUCACAUGAUGCAAUUAUUGAUGAUCUUAAUAGAAAGGUUUUAGAUGUAACACAAAAAUACACAGAAAAGAAGCUGGAAAUGGAGAAAUUGCUACUGGAAAAUGACAGCUUAAGUAAGGAUGUGAACCGCCUAGAAACUGUGUUUGUACCUCCUGAGAAACAUGAAAAAGAGGUAACAGCUCUGAAAUCCAAUAUUGUUGAACUUAAGAAACAAUUGUCUGAACUUAAGAAAAAAUGUGGUGAAGACCAGGAGAAAAUAUACGCUCUCACAUCUGAAAACAGUAACUUGAAGAAGAUGAUGAGUAAUGAGUAUGUGCCGGUUAAAACCCAUGAAGAGAUUAAAAUGACACUGAAUAACACGUUAGCUAAAACUAACAAAGAAUUAUUAGAUGUGAAGAAAAAGUUUGAAGAUAUAAAUCAGGAAUUUGUAAAAAUAAAAGAUAAGAAUGAAAUACUAAAAAGAAACCUGGAAAACACUCAGAACCAAAUAAAAGCUGAGUACAUCAGCCUGGCAGAGCACGAGGCAAAGAUGAGCUCGCUAAGUCAGAGCAUGAGAAAGGUGCAGGAUAGUAAUGCUGAAAUACUGGCCAACUACAGAAAAGGCCAAGAAGAGAUUGUGACACUGCAUGCCGAAAUUAAAGCCCAGAAGAAGGAGCUCGACACAAUACAAGAAUGCAUUAAGGUAAAAUACGCCCCAAUUGUCAGCUUUGAGGAGUGCGAGAGAAAAUUUAAAGCAACAGAGAAAGAACUAAAAGACCAGUUAUCAGAGCAGACACAGAAGUAUAGUGUCAGUGAAGAAGAAGUCAAGAAAAACAAGCAAGAGAAUGAUAGGUUAAAGAAGGAGAUUUUUACCCUUCAGAAAGAUUUGAGGGAUAAGACAGUUCUCAUUGAGAAGUCUCAUGAAAUGGAAAGAGCAUUAAGCAGAAAAACAGACGAGCUAAACAAACAGUUAAAAGACUUGUCACAGAAAUAUGCAGAAAUAAAGAAUGUGAAAGAGAAGCUAGUAGAAGAAAAUGCCAAACAGACCUCUGAGAUACUUGCAGUGCAAAAUCUUUUGCAAAAACAACAUGUUCCAUUGGAACAGGUUGAAGCUCUGAAAAAAUCUCUUAAUGGCACAAUUGAAAAUCUAAAGGAAGAAUUGAAGAAUAUGCAAAGGUGUUACGAGAAAGAGCAGCAGACAGUGACCAAACUGCAUCAGUUGUUGGAGAAUCAAAAGAACUCUUCUGUACCCCUGGCAGAGCAUUUGCAGAUUAAAGAAGCAUUUGAGAAAGAAGUUGGAAUCAUAAAAGCUAGCUUGAGAGAAAAGGAAGAAGAAAGCCAAAACAAAAUGGAAGAAGUCUCCAAACUUCAGUCUGAGGUUCAGAAUACUAAACAAGCGUUAAAAAAAUUAGAGACUAGAGAAGUAGUUGAUUUGUCUAAAUAUAAAGCAACAAAAAGUGAUUUGGAGACACAGAUUUCCAGCUUAAAUGAAAAAUUGGCCAAUCUGAAUAGAAAGUAUGAGGAAGUAUGUGAGGAAGUUUUACAUGCCAAGAAGAAGGAAAUAUCUGCAAAAGAUGAGAAGGAAUUACUGCAUUUCAGCAUUGAGCAAGAAAUCAAGGAUCAGAAGGAACGAUGUGAUAAGUCCUUAACAACAAUCACAGAGUUGCAAAGAAGAAUACAAGAAUCUGCUAAACAAAUAGAAGCAAAAGAUAAUAAGAUAACUGAACUGCUUAAUGAUGUGGAAAGACUAAAACAAGCACUCAAUGGCCUUUCCCAACUCACCUACACAAGUGGGAACCCUACCAAGAGGCAGAGCCAGCUGAUUGACACUCUGCAGCACCAAGUGAAAUCUCUGGAGCAACAGCUGGCUGAUGCUGACAGACAGCAUCAAGAAGUAAUUGCAAUUUAUCGAACACACCUUCUUAGUGCUGCACAGGGUCACAUGGAUGAAGAUGUUCAGGAGGCUCUGCUCCAGAUCAUACAAAUGCGGCAGGGGCUUGUGUGCUAGCAGUUAGCACUGACGGCCAGUAUCUGUUUUAUCUUGCUGGUGCUGAACAUUCUUUGUGCAACUCCAUGGUCUUUCUGGGCCUUACUGUGCUGGUAUAAUUAAAAUAAAAUAUAUUUUGUUCCAUUGGUAGGUUUUUUUAAAAAAUUAGAUGAAUAUAUUAGUCUUUUUCAAUAUCAGUUUGAAUCUUAUUUUCUGUAUGUGUUAAUUUUACAAAUAGGCAAACAACAUAACACUUCGCCCUGGAUUGACUACAUAUUUUUAAACCUUCAAGUCCCUAAUAAAACAUGAGCCAUCUGAGUGAGUCCAUACGAAGCGAGGUUAGGCUGAAAUAAUUUCUUAAAGAUGUCUUUCAGAGAAAUUAAUUUGGUUGGUGGCCACUUUUAGGUGGAUCAAAAAACCUUUCAGAUCCUCAGAACCUUGAGACAUACAGUUGCGAGGAAUGUGUUAUAACUUGGCUGGCCAAGUUACAUAUUACAGUAUCUUUAUUGAGGUAACUUCAUUAGUGUCUUUGGCCUUUUUUGUAGUUAUAGGUAUUUUUUCUUUUUACACUAAUAACUUUUAUGCCUUUUAAAAUAAAUUAAUUUUCAUAAAUGGUUUGUGGUACUAAAUUACAGUUAGAUUAAGAACAGGCAGGGGUGGAAUAUAUCAGGAAUUUAUAAUAAAAUUACCUCAAUCUCUACAACAGUAUCUUAAUUUUUACUUGUGGUGACUAUUCUUGCCACACUAUUAGUGAAUAGUGAUAAAUGAUAUACUAGAUUUUUCAAAGUGUCAAAACCUUUAGACUUUUUUUAGCAAUUAGUUUGACAUUUGCUACUAUAGUAACCAAGCACUCAUUAUAUAUGCAUCCUCCACAUGUUUCAUGCUUAUUUAUAGGAAAGUUAUACUAAUGAGAUUAAUAAUGUGAAAUACAGUUUUCCUGCAAAAUCAGCAUUAGAGAAUUGAUUUUAGAUAACAGAUUUUCGAAGUUUUAGAGACAAGUGCAGUAAUACAGUAAACGGAAAGAGUAUAUAGAUAGCAAUAAAAUAACAUAAGUGGACAUGUUUAUAGUAAAUACUCUGAAGUAACCAACCGUUUUUAUUUACUGCGUCUCAUUAGGGAAAGUUUAUAUGCCUUGUUAUUUUUUAUUAACAUUUUAUUUACCAUUCGGAGUGAAAAUUACUAAUUUGAGUAUUAACAAAUAACUGAAUAAAUGGAUCAUUGCAGUUAGGUUUUCUCAAAUUGCAAAAUUUGCCUUAGCAAUAAUCUUUGAACAUCCUGAACCAGAUUUUGUAAUCCUAUUUUUUUUAAUAGGGUAAAAGUACCAUCAAAAUGACUUCUCAUACCAAAGAAUAAGUCAUCAUAUUUUUUCAGUGUUGAAACAACAUUGAAAGUCAGAAUGGGAUUUAUUUUUAAUUCUUUAUAUGGUUUACAUAAGCAAUAUCUGUUUCUUUAAUUAUUAUGUUUAAUGUUGUCCUUCAGCAUGAGUUCUGUUUCACAAGUUUUGGGCCACCUAUUUCAAUAAAAAAAAAAAUUUAAAAAGUUGCCAGGGGUAGUGGCUUAUGCCUGUAGAAUCCUUUGGGAGGCCAAGGCAAGUAGAUCACCUGAGGUCAGGAGUUCAGACCACCUGACCAAUAUGGUGAAACCCCGUCUCUAUUAAAACUACAAAAAUUAACUCGGCAUGGUGGCGGACGCCUAUAUUCCCAGGUACUUGGGAGGCUGAGACGGGAGAAUCGCUUGAACGCGGGAGGCGGAGGUUGCGGUGAGCCAAGAUCACGCCACUGCACUCCAGCUUGAGCAACAGCGAGACUCCAUCUCAAAAUAAAAUAAAAUAAAUAAAAUAAAAGCUCUACAAUAGAGCACAGUUUUAAACUGAAUAUUUAUGUUAAGUGUUUUAUUUUCCACAUUAGAGAUGGGAAGGGAACAUUAUGUGUAUUUUAUUUUGUUUUCAACCAUUAAUAAAGUUUUCUCUAGAAUAUUGUUUUGAACAUCCUUGUAAAAAGAUUUGCAAGUUAAACUAGUUUAUUUACUGUCUGUGAGGGCAUUGGGAGUGGGAAACGAUGGGCUCCAGAGUACAAAUGAGAAUACCCAUUUUCCUUCAGCGGUCUGAAGUAAAAUAUCAAGUACCUCCUUCAACUAAUCUUGUCUCAUUCACUCACCUUUUGAUAUUGAAAGUAGAAAUAGCAUUUACAACACUGAAAACUAAAGCUUUUUAAUUAGUAAACAAGUGGAACAUAGGUAAUGGUCAAUGCUGGCCACUGCCAUUCCGUGUUCAGAAAGACUAUGAGACCUGAACAUUUGGCCAAGAGGAAAGAAGAGUGAUGUUGUCUAAGAUGUCGUGAGUGCUCUCUCAGAGAAUCACUCAAUUCCUAUUGGAGUGCAAUCCUUACUUGAAAGCUUUAUUACUCUUGUUCUGUGUAGAUUUUUUUUUUGUCACUUCCCCAUCAGAAAAGCAUAUUCUUUUUGAUAGAGGGUCAGUGUUAUAAAUAAUUGUCUAUUGAAAUAAAAUCAAAUAUUCAUGCAU